AUGCCUCCUAUACGGAUCACCCCUACGCCGUGGAGGGCACCCGUUGCCGCUCCACGAAGGCCUAAAUGCGAGCUUGACGUAUGGACGCGUACGAAGAUCGUCGAACUGAAAACGGUUGCGCUAUGGUCUUAUAAGCAAAUCCAGAGGGAAUACCCUUCUAUUCCUCUAUCGACGAUCAAAUAUACGGUCAAAAAGGCUAACGAGCGCAAUAUGAAUAUAUCUUUACCUCGUUCUGGCCGUCCGAAGGUGCUAGAUGAGGCUAAUCGGCAGAAGAUUAUCGACAAAGUCCACGCCGAACCACGCGUUCAAUACGCAGACCUUCUUGCAGAAGUCAGUAAUAAAUGCAAGAAAGACUCUAUCGCUCGCUUACUGUCUGUUGAAGGUCUAAAGAAGUGGCGAGUGAUGAAACGGCCUUAUUUAAAGGAUGAACACGCCGCAAAACGACUCUCGUGGGCGCGGAGAUACGAACACUAUAUGAAAGAGGACUAG
This is a messenger RNA of Penicillium maclennaniae, 489 nucleotides long. RefSeq lists its product as uncharacterized. NCBI's taxonomy places the organism in Eukaryota, Fungi, Ascomycota, Eurotiomycetes, Eurotiales, Aspergillaceae. The record is from RefSeq and is a predicted model, not a curated record. Gene Ontology annotation, biological process: DNA integration; DNA transposition. Gene Ontology annotation, molecular function: DNA binding. Bases 1 to 489 code for a protein of 162 amino acids. The transcript has a single exon.